This is a messenger RNA of Drosophila busckii, 953 nucleotides long. Its product is annotated as natterin-3. Lineage: Eukaryota; Metazoa; Arthropoda; Insecta; Diptera; Drosophilidae. The transcript has 2 exons. The record is from RefSeq and is a predicted model, not a curated record. The coding region runs from base 45 to 491 and encodes 148 amino acids.
AGCUUAGCCAACUGCUCGCAGUAAUACAUUGACUCUUAAGCAGAAUGGACGCUCAUACUUGGUUGCACUAUAGUAACGGCGCUGUGCCGCAAGAUCCUAUCGUAGCUGGCCAUGAUUCAGAUGGAGAUACUAUUUUCAUUGGCCGCGCAUUUUACAACAAUGAUAUGUUGCCAGCUAAGGUGAUUCCCAACAAGGGCAAGGCCUACGUGGCCUAUGGUGGUGAGGAGAUUGAGCUGGAGAACUAUGAAGUGCUUAGUGGCAAGUUCUACGAUUGGUUGCCGGCAGAGAAUGGCGGUGUACCGGACACGGCUGUUCAAGUGGGAUGCAAUGUCGAUGGAGAGGCUUUGUACGCGGGUCGUGGCUAUCACGCUGGCAGUCUAACGGUUGGCAAAGUGCAUCCUUCUCACGGCUGUCUGUAUAUUCCCUACGGUGCCGAAGAGAUUAAGUUAUUCUCAUAUGAGGUUCUCUCACGUCCUCAAAUGGUGAGAUAGGCAAUUGUUCAUAAUUUACCAUACUAGUCUGUGUUCAAUAAACUGGAAUUUUUAUAACAUGUUGUUAAGGCCUUAUCAAUAGAUUUCAACCUUCAUUGUAAUUACAAUCGGUAGCUCUAUAUUUAUGGAUGACGUCAUUAACUAUAAAACAAUUUUUAUGAUUGACUUCCUCUGUUUCGCAGUAAUUUCAUCGACUUACUAAGCCCAAAACUUAUUAUGCAGGAAUUUGAUACGAAAAUCAGUUCUAAGUUAACAUUGAUAUCUAUAAAACUAAUUGACGAGUAGCUAAUAAUAAUUAUGUUUUUAACUUGCUAACUUAUAAUUCGCCCUAAUGCUAGAUCAAAUAUAUAUUUUUUUCAAACAUUUGAACCAACAGGACCAAGCUAAAUCGAAAUGUCAAGCUUACCAGAAGAACAAUAGCAUUUAAUACAUGAGAAUUGUUAAGAAAAUUUCUAAACUUAA